GACCCGUCCCUCCCGAGCCCCCACCCCUGCCCGAGCCGGCUGCUGGCUCCGCCCCCGCCCCGCCCCGCCGGAAGGACACGUCCUGGCCCAGCGCGCGGGUUUGGGACUCCUCUCCCCGGGCGGAGAACCAGCGUCGCUCGCGAUGGAACCGAGUAGAUGCCCGCAGGACGUGCGGGACCCAGUUCCCAGGGUGGACGCGUAUGGGUUCGAGCGGCCCGAGGACUUUGACUACGCCGCCUACGAGCAGUUCUCCGCCUCCUACCUCGUGGUUCUCGCAAGGAGAGCGGCCAAGUGGUCCCGGCUGCUGCGGGGCGGUCGCGUGGUUCGAAGGAGCGGCACAGUGAAGCGCUACGUCAGGAAGGGGGUCCCUCUGCAGCACCGUGCCCAUGUCUGGAUGGCUGUGAGUGGAGCCCAGGCCCAGAUGGACCAGAACCCUGGCUACUACCAGAGCCUCUUGCAGGGAGAUGGGAGUCCAGAGCUGGAGGAGGCCAUCAGGACAGAUCUGAACCGGACCUUCCCAGACAAUGUGAGAUUUCGGACGACAGCAGAGCCCUGCCUGCAGCAGAGCCUGUACCACGUGCUGCGGGCAUAUGGAGCGCACAACCCAGGGGUGGGGUACUGCCAGGGCAUGAACUUCAUUGCGGGGUACCUGAUUCUCAUCACCGAAAAUGAGGAAGAAUCUUUCUGGCUGCUGGAUGCGCUGGUUGGAAGAAUACUGCCUGAUUACUACGGCCCCCAGAUGCUGGGCCUCCGGACUGACCAGCAGGUGCUGGCGGAGCUGGUCCGGAGGAAGCUGCCGGCCGUGGCCGCCCUGCUGGAUGGGCACGGAGUGCUGUGGACACUGGCGGCGUCCCGCUGGUUCAUCUGUCUCUUUGUGGACGUCCUGCCCGUGGAGACCGUGCUGCGCGUCUGGGACUGCCUUUUCAACGAGGGCUCUAAGGUCCUCUUCCGCGUGGCCCUGACACUCAUCAAGCAGAACCAGACACUGAUUCUGCAGGCGGCCAGUGCGCCCGACGUGUGCGACAGGUUCCAGCAGAUGACACGCGGCCCCUUUGUGACAGAGUGCCACACCUUUAUGCAGGUGUUCUCUGAGCCGGGCAGCUUGCCCAUGGCAACCAUCACCAAGCUCCGGGAGACGUGCAGAGCCACGCUGCUGGCACAGGGCUGAGCCCACUGACGACCAAGGCUCUGCACCUGGCCAGGACUGUGAAUGCUGUCACCAAGUCCAGGUGCUGGCCACACUGACAUGGCCUCACUGGACCUGAGUGUAGACUUCUUCACAGUGACAUGGAAUGUCUUCCCACGACCUUUGGCUGUCAGCUA
Molecule: messenger RNA, 1323 nt
Organism: Ochotona princeps (American pika)
Lineage: Eukaryota; Metazoa; Chordata; Mammalia; Lagomorpha; Ochotonidae
Gene: GRTP1
Product: growth hormone regulated TBC protein 1
Exons: 8
Coding region: 143-1168 (341 amino acids)
Source: RefSeq, a predicted model, not a curated record